GCAAUUUAAGCCCCUGAUUGGCAAAGAAUCCUCCACUCUCUGCUCCAAAAGGUCCAAGGGAGCGAGCUUGGAGGAAACGCUGGGUUCAACUUGAAGCCCUUCUGCAGACAUUAAGUAGGUGAAAACCAUUCACCAAGAGAGGAGAAACACAAUGGCCACCAAGACAGAGUUGGGCCCCAUAGCAAGGGAGAGGAAGUAUGCCCAAGAUAAGCAAGCGGAUGAGGGACUCAUACCCAGGAAAGUUCCUAUUGUAUGUUCUACUCGCCUUGGAAUAGCCCUCAUCUUACAUUUCUGCAACUUUAUAAUGACGGCCCAAAAUGUCAUUAUGAGCAUCACCAUUGUAGCCAUGGUCAACAGCACAAGCCCUCAAUCCCAGCUCAAUGGCUCCCCUGAGGGGCUGCCUGUUGACUCAUUUGGUGACCUAAAUAAAGCCCCAAAGAGUCUUCCUGCAAAGGCUCCUGUGUAUGACUGGAGUCCUCAAAUCCAAGGCAUCAUCUUUGGUGCUGUCAGCUAUGGUGCCAUACUGACAAUGGCUCCCAGUGGAUACCUGGCUGGAAGAGUAGGAACAAAGCGAGUGGUUGGUGUUUCCUUGUUUGCAAAUUCAUUUCUCACUCUGUGCAUCCCUCCAGCAGCUGACUUUGGAAUAGCUUUCCUCAUUGUAACUCGAAUAGCCCAAGGCCUAAGCCAGGGCUCAAUACUUGGGGGACAGUUUGCAAUUUGGGUAAAAUGGGGCCUUCCACAUGAACAAAACAGACUCUGCAGCAUCGCCUUGUCAGGAAUGUUACUGGGAUGCUUUACUGCCAUCCUCAUAAGUGGCUUCAUUAUUGAUACCCUUGGGUGGCCUUUUGUCUUCUAUGUCUUUGGGGGUGUUGGCUGUGUCUGCUGCCUUACCUGGUUUGUUGUGAUUUAUGAUGACCCUGUUUCCCACCCAUGGAUAAGCACCUCAGAAAAAGAAUACAUCAUAUCCUCCUUGAAACAACAGGUCAGGUCUUCUAAGCAGCCUCUUCCCAUCAAAGCUAUGCUCAGAUCUCUACCCAUUUGGUCCAUAUGUUUAUGCUCUUUCAGCCAUCAGUGGUUAAUUAGCACAUUGGUUAUAUACAUACCAACUUACAUCAGCUCUGUGUACCACGUUAACAUCAGAGAUAACGGACUCCUAUCUGCCCUUCCUUUUAUGGUCGCCUACAUCAUCGGUGUGGUGGGAGGCUAUCUGGCAGAUUUCCUCCUAACCAAGAAUUUUAGACUCAUCACUGUGAGGAAACUUGCCACAAUUUUAGGAAAUCUCCCCUCUUCAGUACUCAUUGUGUCUCUGCCCUACCUCAGUUCCAGCUAUAUCACAGCAACUGCCUUUCUGACGCUCUCAGGUGGAUUAAGUACAUUGUGUCAGUCAGGGAUUUAUGUCAAUGCCUUAGAUAUUGCUCCAAGGCAUUCCAGUUUUCUCAUAGGAGCAUCAAGAUCAUUUUCGGGCAUGGCACCUAUCAUUGUACCCACUGUCGGUGGAUUUCUUCUUAAUCAGGACCCUGAGUUUGGGUGGAGGAAUGUCUUCUUCUUGCUGUUUGCCAUUAACCUGGCAGGAGUAAUCUUCUACUUCAUAUUUGGAGAAGCAGACGUCCAAGACUGGGCUAAAGAGAGGAAACUGACUCGUUUAUGAAGUUAUCCCACCUUGGAUGGAAAAGUCAUUAGGCAUAGUAUUUCACAAAGUAGAAGGCUUCAGCAAUGAAAAUACCAGUGAAAAGAAUUUUGUUUCCUGUGGCUCUUUUCAAAUAUGAGAUCAGUUCCUUCUUUUAUUCAAACUUCUUUUUCUAAGAGAAAUAGAUAAAUAAAAAUUCAAAUAAAAUGAUAACUAAGAACAUAGUUGUCAUCUUCAUAGAAUAAAUAAUGGAUUAAGAGAGCUUGCUCUAUGGGACCCAGUAUGUUAGAUUCCAUUUCUGGAUACAAGAACCAAUGUUUUAAAACUUUUAAUCCAGGGUAGCAACAUCACUAAAACAAUGAUAGUUCUUGUUUGUGAAAAUUAACAUUAAUUUCUAUUUGUUGGGUUGUAUAUUGUCCAUGUGUUCUUCUCUGUAUGGUCUCCAUUUAUUUCCAUCCUGCUCAGGCCCCAGAUGCUGACCCAUACAGACUGCAUCCUGUACUCCCUUGUCGAUUGGCUUCUGAUAGAUUUUACAUAGGUAGGGUUAGGGAGUAUUUAUAUCUGACAGUCUCUCCUUUGGGGUCUGCAGGCGGCUUUCUAUUACAGUUCAUGGCUCCUGGAAGGCAGCCCUUUCCACAUGUUACAGUAACUUCUCUCUUCUCUGUCCCUUCAGCCUUUUUUAUUUGCAUUUAUUUUUCAAGCUGUGGGGUUCUCCAGAAUCUCUUGUGGUUUCCCUGCCACCUGCCUACUCCUGUGUAAAUUGUGAUUUUCAACACUGUCCACAAACUACCCAGUGUAAGUCUGUCAUUUUUCUUCUUCUGAGAUCCAAAUAAUUCAGUAGUUCAAUCAUUUAGCUCAAAUAUGAAUGAAUUCGUAUUUUUGUAAAAUGGCAAUUUGUGGGUGUUAGUGAGUUCAGGAAUUGGGUUGUUGUGGGUUGACCACUGUUCUGAUUUCCACCAUGUAGAUUAAAGAUUAGAGCCAUUGAGUCAUUGCAUAUAGAGGCAAUGUGAUAGACAAUAAUUCUGAGUGAAAAAUCAGGACAAGCAUUUAGAGGGCCAAGCUUGAAUAAACACAAUAAUUACUGAGAUCUUGUUAUUUUCCAGACUCUGUAAUCUUGGGACACUGGUGUAAAGGAGGCACAGUCAUUCUUCUCCAUUCUAAUGUGGAGGACAGACACAAUAACUGAGAGCACUACACUGUUGUAGGUACACAUGUAGGGCAUCAUGAAAGACCAGAUGAGUUCUGAUUCCAAGCUGAAGAACACAGAGGCGAUCUCCUUCAGUCAGUAAUUCCCAAGCUAAAUGUUGGGUGAGUAGUAUUAUGGUAAGAUUUUCUACACUGGAGCCCAACUUGUACAAAAGAGUAAAAGCAAGAAGCAGGAUGGAUUCUGAAGGGAAUCACUUGCCCGCAUGAUCAGUUAAGAAAGGAGAGAUGGGUAUAGGGAAGUGGGAGUGGCCAGAGUAAGGAAGUCUUGUUUGCUGUGUUAGGGAGUUGAAGGUGUAACCUACAAGCAAUAUGACAGGCAUCAUAGCAAUACUGACAUGGGCAGAUUUUCUCUCUAGAUAGAAAACUCUGACCUAAUUUGAGAAUCAAGAAGAUCAUCUGUGCAGUGGUCUACACAGCAGUGGUGAGGACUGAACUCACCUCAGCAGUGGUGAGGGCAGAAAAAGCUGAGAUGAAGACGAGAAGAGAGACAUGAAAAAUGUCAUAAGACAGAACUGGAAGAUCAUGAUAUUUGACUAGAUGGAUGCAGGAGAAGAAAGAUGUCAAGGAGUCCUGGGUCUCUGACCCGAGAGAAUGAAUAGAGAGUGGUCUGAACAACUAAGCCAGGGAAUGUAGCAAAAUGAGCCCUUUUCAGGCAGGAGGAUCAUGAUUUGACUUUGGGACAUGUUGACUUAGUGGUAAUAGUGGGAUAAUCAUGUGAGCAUGUGUAUUAGCUUCCUGGGGUUGCUCUAACAAUGUGCCACCAACUAAGUUGCUCAAACAAAGUAAUUUAUUAUCUUAAAUCUCUAGAAGUUCAAAAUCAAGGUGUUGCAUGGUUGGUUCCUUUUAAGAACUUUGAGGAUGAAUCUGUUCUAGGUCUUUUUUAUUCUUUCAGCUUCUGGUAGGCUCAGACAUCUUUUGGCUUGUAGUUGGCCUUCUCCCUGAGUCCUCACACCAUCUCUUCUCUGUACACAUGUGUCUCUGUAUCCAAAUGUCCUGUUUUUAUAAGGACAUCAGUCAUAUUGCAUCAAGGUCUAUUCUAGUGACAUCAUCUUAACUUGAUCAUCUGCAAAGACCCCAUCUUCAAAUACAGUCACAUUCACAGACACUGAGGAUUAGGACUUCAACAUAUUUUGAGGGAACAUAAUUCAAGCCACACAGCAAGCUCAACAAGGGGCCAGAUCAUUAAUCUGAAACUUAGCAGAAAGAGAGUGAACUGAAGAAAAAGAUAAAGACAAAAAAUGCAUAUGGUCAGUACUGAAGACCUGAGCUUAGACCAAAUGGCUCAAGAAGAGCCCGUGAAUGGAAAAGCACAAGCCAAGCUAAGACAGAAUGCCAACAUCUAAGGAGGGGCAAAAAAAGAAAUGUCCACAAAUAUCAGAGGUGAAAGAGUCAGGUGUGUACAUGUGAAAAAUAAUAGGAGAGUACAGCUCUCAUUGAAAACUCCCGGAUGUGGCUUUUUUUUUUGAGAUGGAGUCUCUUUCUGUUGCCUAGGCUGGAGUGCAAUGGUGCAUUCUCAGCUCACUGCAACUUCUGCCUCCUAGGUUCAAGAAAUUCUCCUGCCUCUCAAGUAGUUGGGAUUAUAGGUAUGCACAACCAUGCUCAGCUAAUUUUUGUAUUUUUAGUAGAGAUGGGAUUUCACCGUAUUGGUCGGGCUAGUCUUGAACUCCUGACCUCGUGGUCCACCUGCCUCAGCCUCCCAAAGUGCUGGGAUUACAGUCAUGAGCCACCGUGCCCAGCCAACAUGGCCUUUUAAGAAAGAAGACUGAUCAGCAAUAACAAGUGAAGUGAAAAAGUUCAAGUAGAUGAGGUCAGAAAAGGAACUCAGUCACCUGUGAUCAGGAAUUCUUGGUCGCUUUUUCAUGGUACGUUUAGCAGAUAAAUGAGUGCACAGGUCAGUGUGCAGUUUGUUGGGGAGUGAAGCGGAAUGAGAAGGUAGAGAGAGUAAGAGAAAUAUUUUCACAAAAUUUGGUAAAGGAAAUGGGAAUACAGCAGAGAGGGAUGCAUACUUCAUGAGCUGGUAUUUCGCCACACCAUCUGAAUGUAGAAUCCUGAAGGAAGGAGGGCACUUGAGAACGUUCUCUCAAAGUGUGGGUCUCACCCCAUUUUUUUUUAUUGUGCUUUAAGUUCUGGGGUAAUGUGCAGAUCUUGCAGGAUCGUUGCAUGGGGGCACUCAUCUCAUUGUUGUUCUAACCAAGGGCAAGGGAGUGCUCCCCUUCUGCUCUUCAUAUGUGCUCACCUUCAUCACAUUUCAGUUUCUCCAUUUGGGGAUGUUUGUCCAGAAGUGACCAGGUUCUUUCAGUAAAGAUCCAGUUACCUGGCACACAUAUGACCAUCUUAGGAUGGAUUUCUGUUUGUUAUUCUUUUCUCUAUGGUUGUUUUUAUCCAUACACUCCGACCUCCCUUCCCAUGACCUCAUGUUCAGAAAUCAUUACUGAGCACACACACAGCUUCUAGUGCAGCAUCUUUCAUCUAGUCGUUUUUAAUGUGAAUUUUUAAAUAUGUAUAAUCCACAUGAUACUGAGAGUAAACUGCUUAAAGGUAAAACUAGGGAGCUGUUUUAUUAAGACAGGAAAAUUUUAGGUGAUAUUCAAAGACAAUGAUAUGCAUUGUGAAACCUUUGUUUCCCCAGGCAAUAUCAACCUUGGACAGGGAUCAGGGAAUGAUUCACAUUUAGAGGGGGGAAAAUUGUCUAUGUGACUCGAGUCACAGUUUGCUUCUGUAAAAUCUUCAGCCUCCAACGAAGCUCAAAUAUUUUGGGGAAUCCUAAUGAAGGACUCAUUUUUAUGAGUUUUGUGUUAUCACUGCAAUGUCAAGAUUGUGUGCAAAGUCAAUACAAAAUUUAAAACCAAUUCCAAUAUGUUCACUUGAUUUACUCUUUUCCAUUAUUUGGAUAUCCCAUUACACAGGCACAGUGGAUGAUUUAAGUAUUCCAGGAAGUUGUUCCUAUGCCAAGGUAGCUAGCAAUAAUAAUAAACCACAUAAAUGUAUCCCAAAUUUUAGUCCUAACGAAUUACAUUCCCACUGCAGCUUUCCCUUCACCAUAUCAUGAAAUUCCAAGAACCAUUCCAUGAACAUAGUAUCCAAUAGGAUGGAGACAGUAACUUUAAACAAUUGUGGUUAAAAUAUCUUACUUCUAGAAAUUUUCAAAAAUAUGACACUAUGUAAACAUAUCAGUAGCGUCCUCUUCCCCACCAGGACCUUGGAAAUGGUCCAUGCCAAUGAAAGAUCUUUAACCUUGUCAAUCAGCUAAAAUCCUGAUGUUCCUGGGCUGAGCCAUGCUUCUUUGAGCCUUCAGUGUCAGUAUUUAAUGAAUAUCUGGUGAACUAAAUUGAAGCACUGGCAUCUUCCAAUUUUCUCUCUCCAAUUCACUGCAUGAGUUGCCGAGCAGAACUGCUUUGUCUAUAAUGUCUUGGAGAAGUUUUCGGUAAAGCCGCUCCUUUAGUUCUUACCCACCGGCCACCCUCUUCCAGAGAUCCUAACGUCUGAACCAUACAUUCACUUUUACUCUUCCAUUUUCUAUUUACUGUACCAUUGUCAAUAGAUCACUAAUAGCGAAAUUGUGUGUCUGCCUUCAUUAUUCCUUUGCGUAACUUUCUUAGGGAUUUUCCUAGUUCCCAGGGACUCUCUAGUCACUAAUGAAGAAGCUCCUAGUGACUCCUAUUCUACUGGACUUCUCCAUGCACCAGGCAUGUAUCGAUGUUAUUGAAUAUUAGAGAUGAAAAUAGCUGGGUUUGGUCUGAGACAAUCCCCACAUUAACUAUAGGUUCAGUAUAUGUGCGGAAGUGCAGAAAUAAAUCAAUCUAGAGGUUCUUUCCCAUCAAAGUUUAAAAAUACUCAGUUGUAUUCAGUUAUUAUAGCACACACUCAAUAUUCCACCCAUAUCCCCUCAGCUCCUUUUACCAUUUCGCUACGUACCAAAUCCUGAUGAGCUUUCUUUUGUUCCCAACACCCAGAACCUACUUUUUCUGUUAGCAGGCUCCCUCAGACUGCAGGAGCCAUUUUGCUUGCCAACUGGGUGUGCCUGGGAAUUGGUAUCUGCCUGAGAAUAGCCCUCAGUUAUGUCAUCACUACACAGAUAUAAAUGAUCUAACACCCUUGCUUCUGCUUGGCAAGCAAGGUCCACACUAUCUCCAGAAUCCCCUAAGAACUGAACUGGACCUUACUUUAUAUCCUUUCC
This is a messenger RNA of Callithrix jacchus (white-tufted-ear marmoset), 7010 nucleotides long. RefSeq names its product solute carrier family 17 member 3 (gene SLC17A3). The record is from RefSeq and is a predicted model, not a curated record. Gene Ontology annotation, biological process: urate transport; transmembrane transport; monoatomic anion transport. Gene Ontology annotation, molecular function: efflux transmembrane transporter activity; voltage-gated monoatomic anion channel activity; xenobiotic transmembrane transporter activity. Gene Ontology annotation, cellular component: apical plasma membrane. NCBI's taxonomy places the organism in Eukaryota, Metazoa, Chordata, Mammalia, Primates, Cebidae.